This is a messenger RNA of Paramuricea clavata, 1173 nucleotides long. The record is from the annotation of a GenBank genome assembly. Lineage: Eukaryota; Metazoa; Cnidaria; Anthozoa; Malacalcyonacea; Plexauridae.
AUGGCGGCAGUGAUCCACAUGGUGCGUCCUACAACGGCGAAGACAUUUAACGAGUAUGUGUCACUCAACAUCAUACCAUUUUUGGAGGCCCAAAUGAAGAAUAGUACCCAACGCAUCGACGCUGUAUGGGAUAAUUACCCAGAGGAAAAUAACGCUAAAGCCCUCACGCAACAACGACGCGGAAAUGGCCCACGGACAAGAGUCGGCGAUGGCAGCACUCCACUCCCGAAGCGUGAAUGGAAUAGUGGCUUUCUCAAGAAUGUGGAGAACAAAAAGGAGCUGUUCUCAUUCAUCAGCACACAGAUCUCGAAGAUUGAUAUGGACGGGAAGCUUCUCCUAAGUACACACUUCGAAACCGUGCUUGCCAAUAGAAAUUGUGACCUUACAACACUCCAGCCCUGCAACCAUUCCGAGGCAGACACCAGGAUCCUCCUGCAUCUGGCACAUGCCGUGCAACAGGGUCAUACAGCAGCCUAUGUUCGCACGGUGGACAGCGACGUCGUAGUAUUAACAGUCCGGUUUUUCGAUACGCUCGGCCUAUCGGAGCUCUGGGUUGGUUUCGGAACCGGAAAAAAGUACCGUGACAUUCCAGUCCAUGUCCUGCAUUCCAACCUUGGUCCAUCAAAAUCUCUCGCGCUACCCCUCUUCCACAGCUUAACUGGGUGCGACACAACUUCGCAGUUCCUUGGUUGUGGCAAAAAAACUGCCUGGGCAGCCUGGACCAGUUUACCGGACCUCACGGAUACAUUAGAAGCUCUCACGGAAGACCCCACCCUCUUCAGUAUUGAUUCUGUGCACAUGCAGCGGAUUGAACGUCUCUUCACCAAUGGAAGCAGAUCAUUGGAAAACCUCCCACCUACCCAAGCCGCUCUUUUCCAGCAUGUGAAACGAGCAUUAUUGCAGGCCAUUUUCUACUGGGAUAAGGCCACCUCCGUCCAGCAAGAAAUUCCCGACUUAUCUGAGUGGGGCUGGCAAAAAGAUGGAACCAGUACAUGGCAACCUUUAUGGACCACACUCACAAAUGCUUCAGUGGCAUGCGCCAUCCUAUUGCACUGCGCUUGCCUCAAGGCAUACCAAGGAAGGUGCAAAUGCAAACGAGCUGGUGUCAAAUGCACAGCCCUCUGCAAAUGUGAAGGCGGGUGCCUUAAUAACGAGGGCGGUGAUGACCAGUAA